This is a messenger RNA of Patiria miniata (bat star), 2798 nucleotides long. Its product is annotated as sulfotransferase 1C2-like. Gene Ontology annotation, biological process: sulfation. Lineage: Eukaryota; Metazoa; Echinodermata; Asteroidea; Valvatida; Asterinidae. Gene Ontology annotation, molecular function: sulfotransferase activity. Gene Ontology annotation, cellular component: cytoplasm. The coding region runs from base 246 to 1799 and encodes 517 amino acids. The transcript is spliced from 10 exons. The record is from RefSeq and is a predicted model, not a curated record.
UUUAUUCCAAUUCUAAAGGUUAUAAUUAUUGACAUUGCUGUGUCAACUUGAUUCACACGGUGCGUUUCCAUCGUCGUCCUUGACCGUGUACAGGUGCCGGUACGUCUUGGCGUACGGUGCGAUGUCAGACUUGAAUCAAGUCUGUGUAGGCGUAUAUACGUGUUGACGUGUUGUUAGAUCACAAACAGACGUACCCUGACAUAAGAGGAUUACAAGUGAAACCGUGCGAUCCCCUUUUUGCUGAAAUGUCACAGAACCCCAGUCAAUCCCAAACCGACGAGAAGCCGAAAUGGAGGUUAGGUGACGUCUGCAUACAGGGGGUAUGGUGGCCCAAAGAGUUGGUGACUGAGCAGUCUCUGAAUGCCGUGAAGAAUUUCGAAGUCAGAGACGACGACGUUUGGGUUGCAACCUGGCCGAAAGCGGGAACUCAUUGGGUUGCCGAAAUAUGCCACCUCAUUCACCAUGACGGCGACUUGGAUGCGGUGGACCGGGCACAGCAGCCGAUGCCGAUGGAAUUUGAAGCUCACCGGAAUGAAAACAAGGUACCCCGCUACAAGGCGGCGCCAUCUUGGGAAUCACCUCGCGUUCUUGUCACUCACGUCCCGAAGAGAUUCCUUCCCGAUCAACUGCUUCAGGGCAAGGGAAAGGUGAUCGUCGUCAUUCGGAAUCUGAAGGACUCGCAAGUUUCAUAUUUCCACUUUACGAAAGGAAUGUUUCCGGGUAGCCAGCUCACGUUCGAAGAAAGUCUACACGCAAAUCUUUUCUCGGACAAAGUUCAGUUCUCGCCUUGGUUUGAUCACGUGGCCGAGUACCUGACUGAGCGGCACAACAAGCAGUAUCUGUUUCUGAAAUACGAAGACAUGAAGGCGGACACUCGCGGAGCUGUCAUUCAGGUUGCUGACUUCCUAGGGCGCCCUCUGUCGGACGAGGUGAUCGACAAGAUCGUCGACUUGGUGACCGUGAAGAGCAUGAAGACGCGCUACCACGUCGCCGGAGAAGAGUCGUCACCGGGAAGGGGAGUGGAAGGCAAAAUUGGAGCGACGAGCUUGAUGAGAAAAGGAACUCACUGGGUUGCCGAAAUAUGUCACCUUGUUCACCAUGACGGCAACUUGGAUGCGGUGGAUCGGGCACAGCAGCCGAUGCCGAUUGAAUUUGAAGCGUUCCGGAGUGAAAACAAGGUACCCCGCUACAAGGCGGCGCCAUCUUGGGAAUCACCUCGCGUUCUUGUCACUCACGCCCCGAAGAGAUUUCUUCCCGAUCAACUGCUUCAGGGCAAGGGAAAGGUGAUCGUCGUCAUUCGGAAUCUGAAGGACUCGCAAGUUUCCUAUUUCCACUUUACGAAAGGAAUGAGACCGGGUAGCCAGCUCACCUUCGAAGAAAGUCUACACACAAAUCUGUUCUCGGACAAAGUUCAGUUCUCGCCUUGGUUUGAUCACGUGGCCGAGUACCUGACUGAGCGGCACAACAAGCAGUAUCUGUUUCUGAAAUACGAAGACAUGAAGGCGGACACUCGCGGAGCUGUCAUUCAGGUUGCUGACUUCCUAGGGCGCCCUUUGUCGGACGAGGUGAUCGACAAGAUCGUCGACUUGGUGACCGUGAAGAGCAUGAAGACGCGCUACCACGUCGCCGGAGAAGUGUCGUCAUCACCGGGAAGGACAGUGGAAGGCAAAAUUGGAGCGGCGAACUUGUUGAGAAAAGGGGUUGUUGGCGAUUGGAAGAAUACGUUUACUGUAGCUCAGAGCGAGGCGUUCGACGAAUUCUACCUACAAAAGAUGGCCGACUUGGGUCUGAAACUUUAGGUCGAGCAAAAACAAGAGAGCGUGUUGCUGAUGAUGAAAAGUUUGCCUGUCAAGAGCAAGUUCGCUAAGAAAUUGAAGAUUAAUAUGGACUAUAGUUUACACCAAUGGACUUGAGAUUUAGAUCUCAGAGUUAGAUCUUUUGUAGUAACAAUGAACGCACAAAGGGUUACCUUCACCUAUCGAAGCCAUACAAAAUCAUUACCCUCUAUCUCCGCCUCAACGCAAAAGGUCUGUCGAACGCGCACAGUCGACAAUGUUUCUAGUCGACCAUUUGGAGUUGAGGUUAUCAGUAGUUCGCGUGUUGCAAUCUCCGAUCGCAGAACAGUGAUCCAGAUACCACAAACCGUUCUCAAGUGCGUGCGCUAAGUAUUUCACGAAUCAGCAACCCAAUAUAGUGUUUUAUUUAUCGAAAUUAAAGACUGAAAUAGUUUUAUAGAAUAGGUCUAAUUGCGCAUGCACAUGUGCGCGUCAUGAGUUUAUAAGUAAGGCAUCGGGACAAUAUGGCGGAUCUAUACUAUUGUACAAAUCAAGAACAUAAUGUCGAACUUUAAUUUACGUUAAAAAACUAGAAUAUUGUGCAGUUUUCUCCGUUGUAAAAAAUCAUUCUACGCAUACGCAGAUGUAAUACCGAACCGAUAUAUAAUGUGCUUGUUUCCAAGUAAUAAUUUGAUGGAGGUAGCAAACAGUUACCAAGCCAUUUAGGCACUUUUUCCAUUACCCUUUCUUUUAACCAUAAUACCUCCCAUGAAAUGUUCAUUGUUUGAGAUGUAAUGGCAAUUAUACUUUUUACCAUAAUGGAAUAUUUUGACCAAAUGGUAAAAUGAAAUAGUAUAUGAAUAUGGUCUGAUAUCUUUUUUCAAAUAUUACUUUAUAAUUUAAUUGUAAAAUGGAAUUGCUUGAAACUUUCAGGGAACAGUUGCAGAGGUUUUUCUCCGCCAAUAUGCAUUUCAAGAGAAAUAGAGUAUCAAAAAUUGAUUUAACCAAUUGUAAAAUUAUCUU